GGCCGAGGGCCGGCGGCGGCGGCCAUGUUGGGAGCCGCUGGGUGCUGCUGAGGAGGCGCCGGUGUGAGGCGGCCGCCCCGGGCGCACUCGCCGCCCGCUCCCCCCUGCCCCCGUUCUCCGCUCCCGGCCCCUGCCCCGGCCCCCCCCAUGCCGCUGGCCUGGCCCCCCCCCGCUCCUUGAGCGCGGCCCGGGCUUCCCUUCCCUUCCCCCCCCCUCCCCGCACACCGCCUGCCGCGGCUUCCUUCUCCCUAUCGCGAUAGUCGCCGGCGGCCGUGGCGGGGGGGGGCUCGCCAUGUCGAACAGCGGUCGCAGCCCUCUGCCUACUGUCAACGAGAGAGACGCGGAGCAGCCCGGGGAGGGGAAGGGCGUCGGGAAGCCCAACAUGCUGCGGGGCCGGAACUCGGGCAGCGCGGCCGAGGAGCAGCCCCACAUCGGCAACUACCGGCUCCUCAAGACCAUCGGCAAAGGCAACUUCGCCAAGGUCAAGCUGGCCCGGCACGUCCUCACCGGCAAGGAGGUCGCUGUGAAGAUCAUUGACAAGACGCAGCUCAACUCCUCCAGCCUACAGAAGCUCUUCCGGGAAGUGCGAAUAAUGAAGGUCCUGAACCACCCCAACAUAGUGAAGCUCUUCGAGGUGAUUGAGACGGAGAAGACGCUUUACCUGGUCAUGGAGUACGCCAGUGGGGGUGAGGUCUUUGACUACCUGGUAGCCCAUGGGCGCAUGAAGGAGAAGGAAGCCCGGGCCAAGUUCCGACAGAUAGUGUCGGCCGUGCAGUACUGCCACCAGAAGUUCAUUGUCCAUAGGGACUUGAAGGCUGAGAACCUGCUGCUGGACGCCGACAUGAACAUCAAAAUCGCUGAUUUUGGCUUCAGCAACGAGUUCACGUUUGGGAACAAGCUGGACACGUUCUGUGGGUCCCCCCCGUACGCAGCCCCCGAGCUCUUCCAGGGCAAGAAGUACGACGGGCCCGAGGUGGACGUCUGGAGCCUGGGGGUCAUCCUCUACACCCUGGUCAGUGGCUCCCUGCCCUUCGAUGGGCAGAACCUGAAGGAGCUGCGGGAGCGGGUGCUGCGGGGCAAGUACAGGAUCCCCUUCUACAUGUCCACCGACUGCGAGAACCUGCUCAAGAAGUUCCUCAUCCUUAAUCCUACCAAAAGGGGCACCUUGGAGCAAAUCAUGAAGGACCGCUGGAUGAACGUGGGCCACGAGGACGAUGAGCUGAAGCCGUACAUGGAACCUGUGCCAGACUACAAGGACCCCCGGAGGACAGAGCUGAUGGUGUCCAUGGGGUACACGCGGGAGGAGAUCCAGGAGUCCUUGGUGGGGCAGAAGUACAACGAGGUGAUGGCCACCUACCUGCUGCUGGACCACAAGAGCUCGGAGCUGGAGGAGAGCCUGUCCCUGAAGCCCCGGCCUGCCCCGGAGGUCGCCAACAGCUCGGGGCCGUCCCCGGCGCACAAGGUCCAGCGCAGCGUCUCCGCCAACCCCAAACGCCGCGUCAGCGACCAGGCCGGCCUCUCCAUCCCCACCUCGGCCUCCUACUCCAAGAAGACGCAGGCGGCCAACGCGGAGAACAAGAGGGGGGGCACAGAGGAGGAGGGGGGGCGCCGGGCAGGCAGCACGGCCAAGGUGCCCCCCAGCCCCCUGCCCAGCCUGGAGCGAGCCAAGGGCACCCCCUCACCCUCCACGAACAGCGUCCUCUCCACCGGCACCACGCGGAGCCGGAACUCCCCGCUGCUGGAUCGAGCCAGCCUGGGCCAGAGCUCGCUGCAGAACGGCAAGGAAAGCCUCCCCACGCCAGGCUGCCGGCCCUCACCCGCCGCCCCCCCGGCCCCUGGCGCUCCCCCCCGCACCCGCCAGCACCCGAAAGCCACCGACGCCAACUGCGACCCCCCCCGGCCCAGCGCCCCCGGGCGGGUGCCGGCCGCCUCCCCCUCCGCGCACAACGUGAGCCAGGCCGGGGGGGAGCGGCCCAGCUUCCCGCGGGGGGUCUCGAGCCGCAGCACGUUCCACGCGGGGCAGCUGCGGGGCCGCGAGCAGCCGGGCCUGCCCUACGCGCUGCCCCCCGCGCCCCCCGGCCUCGGGCCCCCCCCGUCGCCCUCCGGAGCCAGCCAGGGCCGGCGCGGCCCCCCCGGCUCCAGCCUCUUCAGCAAAUUCACCUCCAAGUUCGUGCGGAGAAAUCUGUCUUUCAGGUUUGCCAGAAGGAACCCGCACGAGCCCGAGAGCAAGGACCGGGUGGAGACACUGAGACCCUCGGUGGCUCCGGACAAGGACCCGCGGGACGGUGCCGGCCGCGACGUCAAACCCCGUUCCUUGCGCUUCACGUGGAGCAUGAAGACCACGAGUUCCCUGGAGCCCGGCGAGAUGCUGCGGGAGAUCCGGAAGGUUCUGGAUGCCAACAGCUGCCGCUGCGAGCCCCAGGAGCGCUUCGUGCUGCUCUGUGCCCACGGUGCCCCCGGCCACGACUCCUUCGUGCAGUGGGAGAUGGAGGUUUGCAAACUCCCGCGCCUUUCCCUCAACGGCGUCCGCUUCAAGCGCAUCGCCGGCACCUCCAUGGCCUUCAAGAACAUCGCCUCCAAAGUGGCCAAUGAGCUCAAGCUCUGAGCCCCCCCGAGGGUGGACACGGCAACUGGUAUCGAGCACCAUCAACCAGCGGCAGCAGGCGUCAACCGGUGUCAACUGGCAUC
Messenger RNA from Neopsephotus bourkii (Bourke's parrot), 2688 nucleotides. It is a transcript of the gene MARK2, whose product is annotated as microtubule affinity regulating kinase 2. The transcript has 19 exons. Gene Ontology annotation, cellular component: cytoplasm. Gene Ontology annotation, molecular function: tau-protein kinase activity; ATP binding; protein serine/threonine kinase activity. Gene Ontology annotation, biological process: protein phosphorylation; intracellular signal transduction; microtubule cytoskeleton organization. The record is from RefSeq and is a predicted model, not a curated record. Bases 293 to 2605 code for a protein of 770 amino acids. Lineage: Eukaryota; Metazoa; Chordata; Aves; Psittaciformes; Psittacidae.